Messenger RNA from Chaetomium fimeti, 1575 nucleotides. RefSeq lists its product as uncharacterized. Bases 1 to 1575 code for a protein of 524 amino acids. The record is from RefSeq and is a predicted model, not a curated record. Lineage: Eukaryota; Fungi; Ascomycota; Sordariomycetes; Sordariales; Chaetomiaceae. The transcript is spliced from 3 exons.
AUGGCACCCCAAAUAGUACACGAUCAGGCUUUCAAGAUGGCUUCCAAACCGAUAUCCUCGCUUUUCCCCGACCGACCUAUACGACCCUUACCGAAGCGGCGGCUUAAAGAGCGGCUAACUCCCGAGGCAGCCGACUCGAUCCAGUACCCUCCCGCGCCGCGGAGCUCAACAUCAUUGUUUUCGUAUCCAUACUCGCUCUUAGAGGAACCUUCUGAAUCUGGCUCGGCACCCUCCCGCGAGGUGGCGUCUCGUCAUGAGCAACGCAAGCCGCAAGGAAAUGAGGUGGAGGGCGACCGAAAAACGGAGGAUGGCACACCUACCCAAGGUGCAGUGAGCCGAGCAGCUCUACAGCAUGCCAACCUCGCCACACGUCCAAAGCUAGAGAAUGGCCGUUAUGGAGACUCGCUUGCGCUCCCCUCGGCGGCGUCUUCGGCGGACGGCUACGAUCUUUUCGAGAACACUAACAAUAAGAAAAGGAAGAUCCCGACGGCGGGGGAUUCUGCACCGGGUGGGGCACAUGCGAUUAGUGAUUCUUCCACCGGAACGGGCUCGCUUACAUCUAGUGCCCAAUUCGCAGACGGCGAGGCUGGGCCGGGAGGACCACCAAGCCACGUUCAGGUCACUGGGUCGGCGGAAGCAGUAUGUGGGCUUGACCCUGAGCACGAAGGUACAUGGCUGACAGUUACCAAAGGCGAGAGCACUGGCAUCAUAUCGAAUGCCAUCGCCAAGGCGGAAAAGCUUCCACCGCACCAUGGUCAGGAGAAUAUCAGCCUUCUGCAUCAGCCCUCGUCCGCUAAGCGCAGCCCGGCGUCGACUCAGUUCACAUUCACAUGCGACUCACAGGUCCCUGGGUCAUUGGCUUGGCCAGGUUCUGACCGUCGGAUGGCCAUGCCCCAGCACGCUGCGGUGAACCAAGGGAAAGAGAAUUGGCCUCGUGGCCCCCAACCGGCGCAGGGCGGGCAUGCCGUGUCGGGAAUGCCGCAUGUCGCGGACGCGGGCACCAAAGAGGCGUCGUCAAGAGGUACUCAUCAUACAGCACCGCCUCAGAAGACGUCCCGCCGAAGCGCUACGAAGGAGUACCUGGCGGCGGCCAAGGCGCGCCGUCGGGAGACACAACUCUACAACAAGCGUCACCCUCCGAAACCCGAAGAGAUGUGGGUCUGCCAUUUCUGCGAAUAUGAGUGGAUUUUUGGUCACCCGCCCGAGGCUUUGGUUCGGUCGUACGAGAUCAAGGAACGGAAACAGCGGCAGUUGGAAGAACAGCGGAGAGCUCAGUGGGAGCGGAUGAAGAAGGGGAAGCACAAGGGGAAGAAGAACAGCAAGCUUCCGGCUAAGAACGGCAACGCUGUGCAAGAUGUGCAUCACCACGCGGACAACCGCGCUGCAGGUGAUCAUCAUUACGACCACGGCGAUCAAGGGGAGGAGUACUACGACGACGAGUAUUACGAGGACGAAGAAUACGACGCCGAAGAAGAGGUGGCCAUUGAGCAUGGCCCAGGAAGCGUUGGACGGCAUGCCGAUGUUCCAGGUCAUUUUGGUGACAGUUUCGCGGUCCAUGACGGAGGGGGGACGUAG